Molecule: messenger RNA, 1378 nt
Organism: Catharus ustulatus (Swainson's thrush)
Lineage: Eukaryota; Metazoa; Chordata; Aves; Passeriformes; Turdidae
Gene: AANAT
Product: aralkylamine N-acetyltransferase
Exons: 3
Coding region: 127-744 (205 amino acids)
Biological process (GO): response to light stimulus; melatonin biosynthetic process; circadian rhythm
Cellular component (GO): cytoplasm
Molecular function (GO): aralkylamine N-acetyltransferase activity
Source: RefSeq, a predicted model, not a curated record
CAGGGCUGGAGGAGCUUGGCUGGAAUAACCAGUGUGGGAGCCGCCAGGGGCUGCCCCGAGCAGAGGAGCGGUGGGAAGCCAGGCAGGAGGAGCAGGAGGAGGAAGAGGAGGAAGAGGAGGAGGAGGAUGUCGGCGCUCAGCGCGUUGCCCUUCCUGAAGCCGGUGCACCUGCGGUCGCCCCGCAGCUCGCCCGGGGGCCAGCGCCGGCACACGCUGCCCGCCAGCGAGUUCCGCUGCCUCAGCCCCGAGGACGCCGUCAGCGUGUUCGAGAUCGAGCGCGAAGCCUUUAUAUCGGUUUCUGGGGACUGUCCCCUGCACCUGGAUGAGAUCCGCCACUUCCUGAACCUGUGCCCGGAGCUGUCCCUCGGCUGGUUUGAGGAAGGGCGGCUCGUGGCAUUCAUCAUCGGCUCCCUCUGGGACCAGGAGAGGCUCAGCCAGGCAGCACUGACCCUGCACAAGCCGCAGGGCUCGGCCGUGCACAUCCACGUGCUGGCCGUGCACCGCACCGUGCGCCAGCAGGGCAAGGGCUCCAUCCUCAUGUGGCGCUACCUGCAGCACCUGCGCUGCCUGCCCUUCGCCCGCCGUGCUCUGCUCAUGUGCGAGCACUUCCUCGUGCCCUUCUACCAGAAGUGCGGCUUCGAGGCGCUGGGGCCCUGCGAGGUAACCGUGGGGGAGCUGGCCUUCGUGGAGAUGCAGCACGCCGUGCAGGGACACGCCUUCAUGCGCAGGAACAGCGGCUGCUGAGGCCCCUCUGCGCUGCCCUGCCUGGGGCUGAGAGGCUGUGACUGCUCUGCAUUCCCACCACUGUGAUCCAGCUUCCCUGGCUGGCCCUGGCUACAGCUAUCCCUCUGCCACAUCAGCCUGGCCCCAUCCCAUCCCUGCAGGGCUGGGCACAGAAAUUCCUGCUGGAAACACCAAAUCCCUGGGCUCUGCUUUAGCCAGGGCUGUGCUGGCAGGUCUGGGUGGGCUGCAUGAGCCCCCUGGGCUGGAAAGGCUUUGCCCUGGGAAUGGCUGGGGGCUCUGCUGGUUUGAGGGCACUGCAGUUUGCUGAGACACCCAGCAGAGCCCCUGCAAACACAUGCCCCAGCCUGGCACUCCUCCCACCAUCAGCACCACCACGAGUGGAGCACACCAUGGCCAAGCCCUCCUUGAGCAGCCCCCAGAGUAGUGAGGGGCCCUGGCAGCCACUCCCUGCCCACAGACAUCCUUCCAGACCCCUUGGAGCACAUUCCCGAGCCUUCCCAGGGAACCAGUCCAAACUAUUUGGUCCUCCCUGUCCCAGACCCACAACCAGCCCAGGACAAGCCUUCUGCAAACAACUCAGGUUGUUGGAGAGCAGCAAAUAAAGAUGUGGUGAUGAUUUUCUACACAGCCUGUG